AUGAGCGAAAUCAAUGCAAGUAAGACGGAAGACUCCUUUGACAACUUUCCCGUGGUAUGCCCGACAGAAACAGAAGAUUCGAAUGAUAGCGUUUCAGUGAGUACAGCCGACACGAGUGGAUCCAAAGUCUAUCUGAAUGUUUAUGACUUGAAUCCAGUCAAUUUCUUCUUAGGACCCGUCGGAAUCGGAUUGUACCAUUCUGGAGUAGAGAUCGAUGGAUUUGAAUACAGCUUUGCAAGUCGAGGCGGAGGAAUCUUCAAGAUUGAGCCUCGCAAAGCUAGAGGUGUUCGUUUCUACCAGCAAAUUGAAAUGGGAAGUAUCGAUGAAGAACAAGGGAUUCAACAGCUGCAACGAGCUUUGGACGAACUAAAAGAUGGCUUUCAGCCGCAAAAAUACGACUUUGUGACAAACAACUGUAAUCACUUUUGCAAUGCUCUUCUUGUCAAGCUACUUGGCAAGGGUCUUCCUGGGCAUGUGAAUCGAAUGUCUUAUCUUUGGACGACGGCUAAUAUCCCCUGGCUGGUCCCCAAGAAUAUUCGCCGAAACGCCCCCGUUGGAGAUAAGAAUCUAGAAGCCUACAAAGGCAUCAUUCCCUUUUUGCGGUCCAUAACAGACGUCUCCAACGUGGUAAUAAGUGAAUGGAUCGACGCUAGUAGCUCAUUAUCGGACGUUGUAUCUACUACUAAGGGUCUUAGCUUGCUCCUUGAUGAUCAGUGCAUCGAAGUUGAGUUGGAUUGA
Messenger RNA from Seminavis robusta, 738 nucleotides. The record is from the annotation of a GenBank genome assembly. NCBI's taxonomy places the organism in Eukaryota, Bacillariophyta, Bacillariophyceae, Naviculales, Naviculaceae.